Molecule: messenger RNA, 1017 nt
Organism: Dendroctonus ponderosae (mountain pine beetle)
Lineage: Eukaryota; Metazoa; Arthropoda; Insecta; Coleoptera; Curculionidae
Gene: vih
Product: probable ubiquitin-conjugating enzyme E2 C
Exons: 3
Coding region: 105-632 (175 amino acids)
Source: RefSeq, a predicted model, not a curated record
UUCGAAAACCAGUUUUUCAUGAUUGAAUCUGUCAGCUGUCACCAAGAUUAACGAAUGUUCACAUUGGCAUUUUGCGGAGCAAAAUAAUCCCGAUUAUCUAGAAAAUGGCCCAAAAUGUGAACCCGUUAUACGAACCACAAAACACCAAUUCAGGGAAAGAAGGCGAGAUGGUCAAGUUGCCUCAAAACGAUGGGCAUGCAGUUACCAAGAGGCUCCACAAGGAACUGAUGAGUCUUAUGAUGUCCGCUGAUCAGAGCAUUUCAGCAUUUCCUGAUGGCGAGAACCUGUUUAGUUGGGUUGGGACAGUCUGGGGCCCCAAAGACUCUGUCUAUGAAGAGCUGAAAUUCAAGCUCAGCUUCCAAUUUCCCAACUCCUACCCCUAUAAGGCCCCAGUAGUGAAGUUUGUAACGCCCUGUUUUCACCCCAAUGUGGACACCCAGGGAAACAUCUGUCUAGAUAUCCUGAAAGACAAUUGGUCUGCUCUUUAUGAUGUUCGAACCAUUUUACUGUCCAUACAAGCUUUGCUCGAUGAACCAAAUGUCGAUAGUCCCCUUAAUGGCUUAGCAGCAGAGACCUGGACAAAGAAGGACGAGUACCGGCAACAUGUGAUGGCAAUGUACAAAGAAGUUUAACAAAUUGAAUGUUUAAAGGUGAUUUCGAAAUCUAGUGUAAAUUUUAAGUAGGCAACAAAUAUUUGAUGUGCUGGUGAUUUGUAUUAAUAACUAUUGCGGUUUCUGAGACUGAGAACUGGAUUUCUAAAGCACAACACUGCAUUUUACUUUCAAAUAUCAAUUAAGGCCCUUUACUGUCUCAUCUUGUUUGCCAUUUACAGCAGUAGUGUUUGACUAUGAAUCCGAGAAUAAUGCAUCCACAUUAAAAAUAAAAUCGUAUUUAAUCUUUUCUUGAUAAUUUUCUGUUGCAUUAGGAGAUGCCUUUUGUGUUCCACGCGUAGGUUUAAUUUUUGUUUGUAUGAUGUAUUUAUGUAAUGAUUUUUUCAAUUAAAUGAUACACCGUUAA